CAAACACAAAGCGAACAAAACGGAAGUUGAAGGAACUAUGAAUGUCAAACUGUAGCAUGGUGAGCUGCGUUUUGUAAGUAUCCCAAAGGAAAAAUGUCAUCAUAUAGCCUAUUUCGACUAGCGCCGUUAGCAAAAUGCGCAACGAACGGUGCGACAUUACUGUGCAGGACGAACACGUUAAACAGAGUGCUGUCGUGUGGAUAUGCUAAGAAAGUCGUGGCCAAAGGAAAAGGUAAAAGUAUGGUAAAAGAGGAGUUGAAAGGUCCAGAGGUGUGUAAAGACCCUGUCAGGCUUACAUCUUAUGCAGUAGGGGUCAACGUCUUCAAGCAAGGAGAAGACCCCAAACUGAAGCCUCCUGAAGAAUAUCCUGAGUGGUUGUUCCAGUUGAACCUGGGAGAUCCCCAUAAGCUGCACGAGCUGGAACCCGACACUUGGGAGUACUGGAAGCGUCUGAGGAAGGAAAACAUUUGGCGUUCUAACAGACUGCAUAAAGGGAAGAGGUUCUAGGUUCUCUGGAUUCACUGAAGGAUUCUUCCUAUACUUUGACUCUCUGGACCGAAUAAAUAUGACAGAAUAUGAAUUGAUGCGGAGCUGACGUCAGCAGACUUUAAGUUCAGCUCUUUCUCACUUGUCAUUCUUCCUUUGGGUCAUCUGAAAGCAUACAGCACGAUGAUCGCCAAUGUUCCCUGCUAACUUUCCAGCACAGCAUAUAUAUUCAGGAUCGGACGGAUGGCCCUUUGUGUUAAAUAUGUGGGGUGGAAUCCAGUGCAUCACCAGUAAGCCAGUCGAAGAAAUACCACUGAAGCAACUUCAUUCUGGAAAGUAGAAUCAGGACCUGACAAAACCAUAGUACUAUAUUCAGUCUAGUAGUUUUCAUGAGCUUUAGACAUCAAUCAAACAAUCUCCCUGUUUACCUGAAUUAGCUGUGGAACUGUUGCUAAAAUAGACUUUGUGUUCAGAGAAAAUGUUAAAAAAAAAGGAAGUUUUCACCACAUUGCAUUGGAUUUUUUUCCCACUCUUUUGCUGUUUGUUUCUCUAUGAACUUCUUAUAAAUAAAUAUGAAUCAAUAUCCAA
Molecule: messenger RNA, 1074 nt
Organism: Mugil cephalus (flathead mullet)
Lineage: Eukaryota; Metazoa; Chordata; Actinopteri; Mugiliformes; Mugilidae
Gene: mrpl54
Product: mitochondrial ribosomal protein L54
Exons: 3
Coding region: 94-507 (137 amino acids)
Cellular component (GO): mitochondrial large ribosomal subunit
Molecular function (GO): structural constituent of ribosome
Source: RefSeq, a predicted model, not a curated record